AACAAGGUUGGGACAAGUACCUCCUGCAACUCCAACUCCAUCCCCUUCGCACCAAGUUAUAUGGGUUUGCAUACUCAGGGCCAUUUGGGCAUUUUCUGCACAAGUUGAUGGACACUUUGUUCAAAGGAAAGAAGGGUAACAAAACUGUUGCUACAAAGGUCUUGUUGGAGCAGUUAACUUCUUCUCCAUGGAACAACAUGUUUUUCUUGAUGUACUAUGGCUUAGUAGUUGAAGGGAGGCCAUGGAGUGUUGUGAAAAACAAGGUCCGGAAGGACUACCCCUCCGUGCAAUUGACUGCAUGGAAGUUUUGGCCAAUAGUCGGGUGGAUCAACUACCAGUACAUGCCCCUGCAGUUGCGCGUUUUAUUUCACAACUUUGUAUCCUCGUGCUGGGCAAUAUUUCUGAAUCUGAAGGCCGCUAGAUCAUCAUCUUCAUCAUCAGUUGCAAUCAACAAGGCAUGAUGAGAAAGAAGGCAAUGCAAAGAUCAGU
Messenger RNA from Cuscuta campestris, 489 nucleotides. NCBI's taxonomy places the organism in Eukaryota, Viridiplantae, Streptophyta, Magnoliopsida, Solanales, Convolvulaceae. The record is from the annotation of a GenBank genome assembly.